Messenger RNA from Epinephelus moara (kelp grouper), 3541 nucleotides. It is a transcript of the gene baiap2l1b, whose product is annotated as BAR/IMD domain containing adaptor protein 2 like 1b. The transcript has 14 exons. Gene Ontology annotation, molecular function: protein binding. The record is from RefSeq and is a predicted model, not a curated record. Gene Ontology annotation, cellular component: cytosol; nucleoplasm. Lineage: Eukaryota; Metazoa; Chordata; Actinopteri; Perciformes; Serranidae. Gene Ontology annotation, biological process: plasma membrane organization; actin filament bundle assembly; actin crosslink formation. Bases 282 to 1802 code for a protein of 506 amino acids.
AGUUUGACAGCUCAGCUCUUUUAGUGCUCAGACGCAGAGACGCAGCAGCAGCAGCAGACAGCUGGACUCCCCCUCACUGGACUUUCCUCUUUUGUCUUCCUCCCAGUUUUUAUCUUUUUUGUUGGUAUGUGUGCGGUUUGCGUCUCCUGCUGGCUGUGAGGAAUAUCAUGUGGUCCUAGGUUUGGUCACUUUUCCCCGUCGGACCUGUUUUUAUAUAUUUUUUUAGGCUGGUGUCGUGUUUUUUUUUUCUUUAUCGGGCGUCGCGAGAGAGUAAGUUAAACAUGUCGCGGAGCGCGGAGGAGGUGAGCAAGCUCACUGAAAGUACAUACAAGAGUGUGAUGGACCAGUUCAACCCAGGACUGAGGAAUCUGGUCAACCUGGGCAAAAGCUAUGAGAAAGCAGUGGCUGCGAUGAUCCUGGCGGGAAAGUUGUAUUUUGAUGCUUUGUCUAAGAUUGGGGAGAACGCUGCAGUGUCUCCUGUCUCCAGAGAAUUAGGUGUAGUGCUGAUGGACAUCUCAGAGGUCCACAGGAAGGUUAAUCUCGAACUGGAAGAAAAUUUUAAGAGGUUCCACAGGGAGAUCAUAUCCGAGCUGGAGAGAAAGACCGACAUGGAUGUCAAAUACAUGACAGCUACAUUUAAGAGGUACCAGGUGGAGCACAAGAUGAAGCAGGAGUCUCUGGAGAGGUCCCAGUCAGACCUGAAGAAGCUGAGGAGGAAGAGCCAAGGCAAGAACGCCAACAAGUACGAGAACAAGGAGAGCGAGUGCUUGGAAACAUUGACAAACCGUCAGAUGGACAUGCAGUUGUUCAUCGCAGAUGGCUGUAAGGAGGCUCUGCUGGAGGAGAAGAGACGCUUCUGUUUCCUGGUGGACAAACACUGCAUGUUCUCCUACCAGUUUGCUUCCUUUCAUGACAAAGCCAGAGACAUGCUGAUGGCAAAGCUGAACAGCUGGCAGGACCAGUGCAACGACGCCACCAACAUGCCUGAAAGUGUCUUGUCGAUGAUCGAGGGACUGCGCACGGCUGUCCCCGUCACACCUCUGCCCUCUCCGUCCCCGUCACGGCACAGUGUGAACAUGUCUGCUCCGCCGGCCCCACCUCUGAAGGCUCAGACCAGUCCUCUGGCUAACAUGUUCACCCAGGAAAACAACACCACCACUGUCACCAGCACUACAAACAGCAUAGACCACGGGAACAGUGAGGAGAACAAUCUUGCCAGGUCUGUGUCUGUCGCCACUGGCCUCAACAAUAUGGUGAAGAGGCCACGUGUGCGCACCAUCUUCCCCCACACUGCCGGCAACAACAGCACGCUGCUCAGCUUUGACGAGGGAGACGUCAUCAUCCUGCUCAUCCCCGACGAGAGAGACGGGUGGAUGUAUGGCGAGCUGGAGAAGAAUGGAAAGAGGGGCUGGUUCCCUUCAUCAUACUGCCGUGCACUCUCCGAGCCUCUCGUGAAUAACAACAGUGUCUCUGCUGCCCCGUACCGCAGUAGAAGUGUUGUCAACCUUCACCAUCAGGACACGGAGACAGACGAGGCCACCAUGGUGCUCCCCCCAGCGGACUACUGUGACACCCUACAGCUCAAUGCCAUCAAGAACAAUACCAGCGCUGUCACCACAAACAACAACCACCACCACUCCCCGACGCCCUCUGCAGCCUCCUCCACCUCGUCUGAUCACACGGCAGCGCAGCCAAACGGCACCUCAAGACCUACGCCUGCUUACCUAGCGGGAGGGAACCCAUUCGCCACCAUCCGGCUACGUCCAACCAUCACCAACGACCGCUCUGCACCCGUCAUCUGAUCGGUCCACAUUUCCACACACCCUCCGUCCCCGCAACAUCUCGUCAACCUUCCUGUGUCCUCCACCUGUGACGUGCAGCUCCGCCCUGCCUUUACUGUCCAGCAGCUUCUCCUGGUCUCUUUGAAACACACACAGAACUUGGCCAGCAUCAAGAAGAUUUAAAAAAAAAAUGCCAUUUGAAUCUGGGAUCCUUCACUGCUGCAAACUCACAUGGAAGUAUUUUGGGACCGUUUUAUUUUACAGAACAGAUGGUCAUAUAUUUAAUAUAUAUAUAUAUAUAUAUAUAUUUUCUAUGUCUAUUUUUGUCCCUCUGUUUGUGGUGGUGAUGUUUAAAUGACCACAGUCUUUACCUGCACUUGAGAAAUGGAUGAAUAAAAAUGGUCAAAGAAAAUACUGCAAUGUAUUUAUGCUGUUGCUUGUUCAUCGUCAAAAUGACUGUUAGAAAUCUUUUCUGUUGCCAUAGGACAGACAGUAGAAGAAUGUACUGUAGAGGACCUCUUGCAUUUCACCUUCAGGUCCUUAUGAAAAUGUCGCAUCUUAGCGUCGAUACUAAAAAUGUCGUUGACUGUUGCCGUGAGGAGAGGAAAACGCUAAGGGAUGCAUCCAAAAAAGGCACACAAGUGAUCUUUAGUCCGUCUUGUAUAUACAUUUGUACAACAGAUGCUAUAAAUAUUGUCCUUUGCCAUCUAACUUAACGUUUUUGUAGAGCUAGACGACCGAGGAGCGAGGACUCUUGCCUUAAUGACACAAACAUAACUACUGUAAAAAUAUAAUUCACCUGUUGUGUUCUUCAGAUUUUCAACAAUGGUCUCAUCUUCACAUCAACAGUGCAGUCAUUUCUGCUUUAAUCAUGACACGUGGCAUUAUAAGCACACCUCUUGGCCCGAUUACAACCUUAAUAGAAUUUGCUGUAUGAAAAAUAAAGAUUUAUUUCUUCAAAUGUGCCGUUUAGUUUGUUACACUGUACAAGGAAUCCACAGUGUCUGUGUGAGUGUUCUUAUUAUGUAUAACAGUAUAUUUUUAGCAUUUAAUGUUCAUUUGUUUGAAAAAUGAAAGGAGCAGUCAAAAAGGUAAGUAGCAUUCAUUUUUAAUUACAGUAACUCAUAUAUAAAAAGUAAGAACCUCAAUCAUAAGAGCGUGCGUAGUGUGUUUUCUAAAGCAAGAUUUGUUUUAAAAUCACUCCCACCCAGUUCUCUCUUUUCUUCUGCCAUGGACAGUUAUAUAACAUCUUGCUGUGAUGGAAGACGUAGACACAGAUACUGCAGAUACAGGGACGUAGACAUUCUCCAUUGAUUGUCUGGUUUGGGAGGAAUGGGGCAGGGUGACUUGUCACGGAGUACUAAGAUAAAAAUCCAGAGAUUAUACACAUUAUUGAGAGAUUUGUUUUUUUUUUCCAGCUUUUCCUCCCAGCAUGCUUCCAUGAAGUGAAAACUCCACAUGUUAAAAGGAGGAGUCUGCACUUUGACAUAAAGAGUCCUCAUGAAGUCAAACAGUGAUUGAGGUUGUAAAGUCAAGGGCGUUUUCAGAUUGUAUGUACCUGAGGUCUGCAUUGGCCCUGGAAAAAGCACAACCCAGCAGAAUAAUCAUCAAACAAACUGUCAGUGCAAAUAUGGCCCCAAGAAAUUAUAUCCACAAAAACAGACAAAAAUGGCGCAGGCUUUCUGUCUGAGACGAGUCCGUUGUUUCAGCCGGGACAGUUCACCUCCGAGGAUCUUUACAUGUCUUUUUUUUUUUUUAAA